UGAUUUGAUUUGUGGGGCUUUGUUUGUGGGGUGUUUUUUAGUUACAGAAUUGAACGGCCAAUCUGAAACCCUAGGCUUUUUGUGGGCAGGUGUGUUUAUUACGUUUCCAAACUGUAAAGUAGCUGGAUUUAGCUCCCGGGAGUUUGCUGUGAGGGACGUGUCUCGGCGAUUUCCUGGUCUGUCUGUUUCAAACGAGACGCCCGUUCAUUCACUGCGCGGAAAGGCGCUGGUUUGUGAAUGGGCAACCGAGUAGGUGGCCACAGGGAGCGUCUUUUCUGAUUUUACCUUGAUUUAGAAAACGCUGUUCCUUCUCCCCCGGCGAAACAGAACGUGGCGUUACCGUAGCUGGGCGCUCUUGUGCGGAAAGUGAAAGGACUCGGCUCUUGGUCCCAUGUUUGAGUUUGUGGACGAGGCCGUACCGCUCCGGGAAUUUACAUACGUGCACAGUCCCCUCGUCCCCACACGUCGCCCUGCACGUUUAACAACUGUUAACUGGCUGAACGGCGUCUGUUUGUCGUAAUUUGUUCACCAGGACAGGUACAGAGCUUUUGGGAGCCUUGGAUCACGUAGUCAGUCAUUCCGAAUCGUAACACUUUACGGGGCACGAAGUAAAAAUUCGCCAUUGCUAGGUGAUGACCUCGAUGGAUCUGCUUGCUGAUUUGCUUUCGGAUCACGUGUUUUCUGUGCUUAGUCCUGAGUUUCAAAUUACACCUCUUUAAGCCUAUUGUUUCCAGUUUGUUUACCCUUCAAUCUGGCUAAACAGCUUGUAGCAGGUGAUCAGGGAGGCCUGUAUCCCACCGUCCCCUCCUGCAGACUCUGCAGAGCCCAUCUGGUUACAGUUCCAGCCCACCUGGAUGAGGACAGUUCUGUUCCUCAGUGGAGGAUGAACGUAGGGGUGGCGCACAGCGAGGUGAACCCCAACACGCGGGUGAUGAACAGCCGGGGCAUCUGGCUGGCCUACCUGCUCCUGGUGGCCGUUCUUCACGUGGUCCUGCUCAGCAUCCCGUUCUUCAGCGUGCCGCUGGUGUGGACGCUCACCAACGUCAUCCACAACCUGGUGAUGUACGUGUUCCUCCACACGGUGAAGGGAACGCCCUUCGAGACGCCGGACCAGGGCAAGGCUCGCCUCCUCACCCACUGGGAGCAGAUGGACUACGGCAUCCAGUUCACCUCCUCCCGCAAAUUCCUCACCAUCUCGCCCAUCGUGCUAUACAUCCUGGCCAGCUUUUACACAAAGUACGACGCCACACAUUUCUUGGUCAACACCUGUUCGCUGCUCAGCGUGCUGCUGCCUAAGCUCCCGCAGUUUCAUGGAGUCAGGAUUUUUGGGAUAAACAAGUACUGACGUGACUGGACCAGAGCUCGGACCGUCUCUGCAGUACAGACUCAUUUUCCUCUGUGGCUGACGAGGCAGUGGGAGGGAGACCAGGGAAUCUGGGAUCUCUGCCCCGGCGGGAAUUCGAGAAUUUUCCAGGAUCACUAUGAUCUGAAAAGGCACCACACAGCACUGGACAGCUCUGUUUUGCGAGGGCCGCACUCGGGUUCAAGUCCCCGGUCCCCAUGUCCGUACUUCACAGAUUACUACGUCUUUGCGUCUGGCCUCGUCCCACUGAUCUUUCCUGUUCCCAGUGUAUGCUCUUCAUUCUCAGCAGCCAAGUCUGGAGCAGUUAAAAGUGGAUCUGAUUUGGAUCCUCUAGCCCGAUCGCGCUGUGUCCAAGGGUGUUGCACUGGUGUGAACACACCCCGUCUGUGCGACGGGAGGGCACGGCGCUUGUCCCGUCUUUCCCCAGCACGUUGGUGCACAACACGAGAAGGGCGUCUUUCGCAGCGGCAGCCCGCACUACGUUUAUUAGCUGCUUCCCCCAAAAGUCAAAUCUAUGAAAUUGUGCUACAGGCAUCUGAAAAACAAAAUGGUAUAAUUCCACUUUUUAGUGGGAACGUGGGAUUUUGUGGAUCAGAAAGGCUUCAGAGUUUGUUCUGUGACAUCUAGUAAAGAUCUGUGUAUUGCACUUCUGCAGAAGGGAAGCCUUUCUCCUUCAAAACCUGACAGCUCUUCAGUAAUGUGCCUUUCAGACCGGGGCUCUCAUCUUCGCAUUCUGAGCUUCACUUUUCAUUUGUAGAUCUGUCUUGCUUGUUCUGUUUUCUCCCCAUCCUUAAAUACCUUGAGAACACAGGUGCUCCCUUUCACAACGAUGAGUGGGAGUGUCAGAUACAUUUCUUCUUUCGCUCCGCUCCCCACAAACCCCCAGUUUCUUGCCAGGUAGCAUAACCCGUGCAGUUGCCUGCUAUUUAUUUAUUCAUUCUUGUAUUUAUUCUGCAUGUUUCUUUCCUAUUACCAUGUCCUUAGAUAAAUGUGCAUAAAUUGAGAAUGUUGCUUUUAUUUUAUUUAUUACUCCAGUCCAAAACAGUACUGGCCAGUGCUGGGAUCAAGAAUGUAAUGGAAAUAUUCCACAUGAGAAGUACAAUCACAAUUCUCCUUAAUCCAGUCGCGCCAAGUGCUUGCUUCUGGAUCCUUGCGUCAACAGUCGUUUUAACACCCCGAGGAAUGGCUGCAAUUUGCUUUUAUUUCAGUUUAUAUUGUGGAUCAGUCGCUAUUUAUAGUGCUCAGCACAUUUCAUUAUCAGUAUUUGCUUUGUAAAACUGUUAAAAUAUCAUUUCAAAUGCCAUAUGUCUCACUGCAUACAUAUAAAAUUGUAGUAUAAUGUGACUAGUCCAGCCUUAAAGAAUAGUUUCCAUCAGGCCUUGUUUUCAGCUUAAUAAGGCCUUAGCUGCUGGACUGGAGUGUCCAGAUGCCCACUCUGCUGGACUGUCUUCAGUGUGCGGCCAUUGGAGUGACAAGAUGCCCAUUUUGCUGGACUGUGCCACUAGUGGAUGGCCAUAGGGGUGACCAGGUGCCCACCUGGCUGUGUUGUCACUAACGGGCAGUCACUGGAGUGACCAGGCGCUCACUCCGCUGGACAAAGUCACUAGUCGACAGCCAUAGCAUUGACCAUGUGCCCACUCAGCUGCAUCUGAUGCCUUUUCUGUUCUGUUAGAGCCCUGGGACUCACAGUUUCAACUGAGUGAGAAAGAGGUGGGGGAGCCCUGCCAGUUGACGAUAGUUGGCCAAUCUGUGAUGUCUUGGGUCUCCCCUGUGCUAGAGGCUGCUAUGACAGGACCCCCCCCCCCCGCUCAGUAAUUGGCUACUCUAAAUUAGAAAAAAAAACAUGGGAAGCGAAUGCAUAUGGACAGAUGGGUCCAGGUUAUAUCUUGUCAGUAAGUUUCUGAACAGCAGUUCAGAAUCAUCUUGAGAGAGCCUGGGUCUAGGAGGCUGCCGAUCUGAAUGGUCUGAACCUGUCGAUGCAGCGGAGUGGUGCCUGAAUGCACCUGUGGUGGAGAAAAGAUACAAGAACUUGGCUUCUCAAGUGCCAGGUUAUGGUCAAACUGACUAUAGAUUAAUCAAGAAACUUGUUCGCACUAAAACAGUCAGAAAAGAAGGCAAUGACCGAAUCAACAGGAGUAAACCGUUGAGGGUUGACUCGUUCUUGGAAAAUGAGGCCUUUUAUUUCCUAAGAGGAGAAAAAUGCCAGUGAUUUUGAACGUGGCAAACCGUAUUUUAAUAUUAACCUGCACUCUUUGGAUGCUUUAUUAUUAUUGUGCUUUUAGGAUUUUUUUAGUAAUUAUCACUACAUGGCAGAUUCCAAACACUUGUCUUGGUUUGUGUCCCAAAGGCAUGGAGGAGACGGGGGCGGGGGGGGGUCAGGACAUGGAAAGGUGGGAGAAAAGUUUUAUAUGAAUGUCUUAGGAAGAGAGCCCAGUGUCUUGCUUUUCAUCGCAUGUAUAUUAUUUUUCUCUGAAAAUAAAUGAGGAGAAUCUCA
This is a messenger RNA of Lepisosteus oculatus (spotted gar), 3857 nucleotides long. It is a transcript of the gene ormdl2, whose product is annotated as ORMDL sphingolipid biosynthesis regulator 2. Gene Ontology annotation, cellular component: endoplasmic reticulum membrane. Gene Ontology annotation, biological process: sphingolipid biosynthetic process; intracellular sphingolipid homeostasis; ceramide metabolic process. The record is from RefSeq and is a predicted model, not a curated record. NCBI's taxonomy places the organism in Eukaryota, Metazoa, Chordata, Actinopteri, Semionotiformes, Lepisosteidae.